AAAAAAAAAGCCAAAGAUGGAGAGAAAAGGACCAAAAAGCAGAUUACAGUUUUGGAGUCAUCAGUAGGAGAGAACCCAGCAAACUGACAGACCUGAAAUCAUGUCCUUUGAUUGUAAUUGACAGGGAAAGCGUUUAAGGGAAGACCAUGUUAAGGGGUGGAUUUUAUACUUUGAUCUGAAGAAGCUGGGAUUCCCAGAAGAGCUCAUCUCUUUGAGGAUGGAGACACAUUGUGGAUUCCCUGUGCACCAAACCUGUGGUGCCCACUGCACCUCUCCAGGCUCCUCUGCAUGACAUCCAGAGGCUGCAGACAGUCCAAGUUUACUUCAUUUUACAGCAUGGUUUUAUAUCUACUGCACAAAUGACAAAAUCUGGAAAAUUUAAAGCAGGUUAUUUUGCAUCUAGACUGGUGUCUUCAUGAGGAAUAGCUGAACUGACUUCAGAUAUGGUCUUGAUAUCAUGAAGACUUUUCUUUCUACUAUCAACCAAAAAAAAGUUUGGACUGCAAAAUUAAGGCCAGUCAUCUAAAAGAUGCAUGUCAUGAUGUAUAUGAAAAGAAGUUAAAAUGGAACAAGGAGGAAAAACAAGUAUUUGGGGGAGAAAACUGUAAGUCCCCUGAUCUUGCCACCUUUUUCACUCAACGCAGUGUUUGGAACACCUCCUGCAAGUGCUCUCAGAGGGCACUUGAAGAAGGAAGAAAGGAUUGGGCUAAAGUUUUUCAUGGAGAUUUUUAUUUUCUCAUGAUCGAUCAUCCAGCUGAGAUGCCUACCUGGAUUCCUACUUAUAUAGAUAUAUGUCAAGCUCGUGUUCUGCAUUCCAGGACUCCUUUUUUGCUCCCUUUCACAGCAGGAAAGAGCUCCAGCUUCCUGGUUAUGCAACAAGAAAGGUGUAAGGUAUGCAUUGCACAAUCAUGGGCACAAUAAUAGUUCAGAAGAAAGAAAAGACCACCCAGAAAUGCUGAUGAAAAUGAAAUAAGGCCUGAAAGGAAAAAAUUCAGAGUCACUUUUAUUAGAAGAGCUCACAGGAGAAGGGGAUGAGAUCUCCCUGCCCUCUUCAAUCACCACUGGAGAGGAAAAAGCUCCCAGAAAACAGCCUUUUUCCAGAAGCCUUGAAACACAGAAUGGAUGUAGUGACUGGAUUCAGAGAAACGGUGUCAGGAGCACUGAACUCCACCCUUGUUCAGUCACUGGUGUCUUUGUGCAGCACUUUCCCAAUGCUCCUGGAGCUGGCACCUUCCUGCACUAGAGUUUGUCUUCUGCUGCCUCACUGUCCGGUGCUGCAUCACUGUUCUGUGCUGAUGCUCAAACCUUCUUACUGCAGCAAGCAUGCAAAGGGUAUAAACUGUGCUUUGGGCGCACCUGAAGCCAUGAGCGCUUCACUCUCCCUCCAUGGACACCUGGCCCUGGCUGUGGGAGCUGAACUGGGCACAGGCUGGGAAAGGUUUGUGGAAGGCACUGUUUAGAGACCUGUGAGUUUGUGCAACCUGCAGUUGCAUUUCCUCUCGAGUAAACAAUGAGGGAAUACUUCCAUGCUGUGCAGAGCCCAGGAGUGUUAAAUGACCUUUAUCGUCUCUUCCUGAAGGUGCCGGCAAGUCCAUACCUGGAGCAGGGAAUACCUCUUCCUCACUCCUUCUGCAACAGUCAUUUAUGUGUUGGACUGGGACUGAAAAUACAUUUCACUGCUAAAAUUGCCAUGGCUAAGGUUGUACAAGUGGUUAUUUGUUAUUUCAGCUACUGAUCCAUGGGCAUAUAUACAGUUAAAGUUUAAAAUCCAUGAAAAGACAUAUUCAGAGGGUUUGUGAAAAAUGAGACAGCUUUCCUUCCCUUAAUGACAGGGAUCUCAAAUGAGUUGUGUUGUCAAUGGGAGAGCAAGAGGUUAUAUAGUUUUCCAUAAUCUAUAAAGCUUCUUCAGAAUCAUGUCAUUAGCUUUCCUGUGGUAGAGCACAGCAGAGCUAAUAAUGCAAUUAUGGUUCAUGUAGUUAAACUAUGCUGCUGAUAUUUUUUUUUUCCCAGGAGGCCUUCAUUUCUGGCAAUUCUAAUCAUCUUCAUUGUACAGCUGUAUAGAUUCCAUGUUUCACUCUGAGGGAAAUAAAAUUGCAAAUAAAUACCAUCUUUCCUAAUGGCUCUGUAAAUGCCAGAUUUAGUAACCAUUAACCAAAUGUUGGAGUCCAUAAAAUGUAAUGUAUAGUUCUGUGUGUGUGUAUAUAUAUAUAUGUAUAUAUAUAUGGCACACUCAUAUACUAGUCGCCAGAACAAACUAUUGUGCUGCAAUAAACAAGAAUAGAAUUUCUUCCACUAUUUCAUUAUUCUCAUUUCUUGGUGCUAUAAUUAAUACAUUUUCUGGUUUUGACAUGCCAAGUCUCUCCCUGGCUUUCUACUGCAUUCAAUCUGUAAGUAUCAGAGUAAAAUAGUAUAAUUACUACAUAAAAAUGGUGUGUAUGUGUUUAGCAGGAGGGGGAUUAUUUUGAACAAAUCUGGAACUUGGAGUUCUUUAUCUGGUUCUGUAUUACCUGAUACUCAAGAAGUAUGAGAGCUGGCAAGCACAGGCUAAUUAAGAUGUUAUUUAGUCUAUUAUUAAGCACUAAUUUAGUACUUCUAUUAAUGAAAAAUUUCUUAAAAAAAUCUAUCUGUGCCAGUCCCCCCACUACAGCAAAAAUAUCAAUCCUGAGAUGUUGAAACACUAAUUAAAAAACAUAAAAUAUGAAAUAAGGAUGUUCCCUGCUUCCGUGGUCUCAACCGUCCUCGAUUCAGAUUCUUCUGAGAAGAUAAAAUUUUAAAGCAAUGAAUCUCUGAAAGCACUGCCCUGUUUUCUUGUGUGGAGGGGAAAGUUUCUCCAAACUUCUGUGUUUUUCUGAGUAAACUGCCAAACAGAUUACAAAGCCUUUCAAAUAGAUGCAUAAUAAAGUGAUGAUAAGGCAUGUUAAUAAUUCUGCUGACAAUCAUCCUUCUUUAACAUGCCUAGGACAUAAACAGUAGGAAAUAAGCACAGACAAUAAUUGCUAUUAGGUGCCUGAAGAAAAAACAAAGAUAUGAGAGGGACAUGCUAAUUAGGCUUCCUCGAUGGACCACAUGGUGAUGAAAAGGAGAUGAAAAUAAAAAUAAAGCAAACAAAGCUGAAGUAUUUAGACAGCCUUGCAAGCAGUUGUUGUCUAUGACAAUGAACUGUCCAUGGUUGUAAAGUCCUUAGAGACAAUAUCUGAGACAGUAUCUGUCAUUUUCCUGCAUACAUCAGAGGCAGGGAAGCACCAGGGUGUCACUUUGGCAUCUCGUGGGAUGUGCAACAGAACUGAUCAAUCCUGAGGGAGCUGAGAUGGGGAGACAGCAGGACCAGCUUCUGCCAGAGCAUCUUGUUAUGGGAAUAGAGCCAUUCCCCUCUCUGUGAAUGCUGGAGGAGAGAGGAACUGUGCAGCCAUGGCAGAUGUGCUAGGGAAGGUCGCAUGACUUUUCCAUUACAGCACACUUUUAAGUUAUUCACCUAUUUCUACAAACUCUAUUAUUGGUAAUUGUCUUUCUGUUACACUGUAACUGUUUUGGGUUCAGUACUUCUGUAAAGCAUUGAAAAGAUUCAACCUGGGAGUUUGAAAGCAAAAUGCUGUCAAGACAUACUAAUUAGAAAAAUUGUGCACAUGCAACCUCCUAGUGUUCACUUUGUUCUCAUUUGUUUUACAGAUGGUGCUGGGUCAAAGAAGCAACCUGUCCUUGCAGGACAAGCAGUUCUGAAGUUCUGAGCAUCUCUACGUUUUCCUGUAUGCACAAGUGUUCUCCUUAGGUUUUUUGCUUACCUAAUCACACUGGUGAUUUGCUAACAUUUUCCUCUUCUCUUUUAAUUUGUAUGACAAGCAAUCGGCAAAGUGAUUUGCGGAAAUCAAAAGUACAUAUUUGUUGUUUUUGGGAUCAAGAACAAAUGGAAAAACUUGUUGUGGUUUUGGUUUUUUUUUUUUUUUUUUAAUUUUGCCAGUAAUUGACCUGUGAUACAAGAAGAGAGGAAUAUAAAAUCAACCUGGGGAAAAAGAAUCAGGUUUCCAGAUCUGCUUUAAGCAGACUAAUGCAUGAACAUGUCUAUAAAAAUGAGUGACUGGACCCGUAGUAAAAUGGCUGCUUGGUGCCCACUGAAUGGUCCUGGCAAACUGAGGCACAAAGCUCUUACUGUGUAGCUUGAUGUGCCAGAUAAGUUCCUUGGGUUUUGUUUGACCCAGUUGGGAUGCUAACAUUUGGAUAAUUGUUAUUGCAUUAUUUUUCUGGAAAAUCCACAGUAGAUAAGGAUUGUAAUAAAUUCUACGUGUUUUCCCUAUUGGUUAUCAAUAGGAAAUAAUAUGAAAAAUAAAAUUACCUGGAAUCCUGCAAGGAUUACUUAGUGGGCCAUUACCAUUCCUUCAGUAGGUAGAAUGUCUAAAAUGCAAAACCAAAACAUUUUCAGAUUAAAAGAAAACACUCAUAGUUAUGCUGUAAUAUUGGGUAUACCUUCAAAGCAUUGGUACUAAAUGUAGAAAACAAAUUGGAUUGAGGUUCUUAGUUCCUUUUGUUAUUUUUUAGGGGAUGAAAAGCUUUAUCAGAACUAAGCUCAUCUAAAACUUAUUAUUCUUUCAGUAUGCUAAUUAAUAGAGCAGGAUCAUGGAUUUGUUAAUUAAAAUAAGAUACCUCAGGGAAACUGAAAUUAAUUUUGCUGUCCUAAUAGAGUUGCCAUUAUGCCAUUAAAUCUUAUGGAUGUCUUAUCUACUUCUCUUUUCUUCCUUCCCUCAAAAAGUAAAAAGAAUGGUUUUAUUUAGUUUGAAUUUAGAAUCAGAAUAUUGAAUGGUCGUUUUUUGAAACUGUGGAGAAGAUCAAUGAAUAAUCUGUGCUCUUGGUGCAGCUUGGGAUGGCCAGACCUUACCUGGACCUGCCUUGGCAGAAGCUCACGCUGCUGACUUGAGAGUGGGUAUCAACCUCAAUUUCAAAGCUUUUUACUUUUUUACAUUUUUUACAGAAGGAAAAGCACCUGACAUAUCCUCAGUGUUUUCUGAUACUCUGGCAUUUCACUACUCUUGCUUCCAAUUUAGAUGUUCCAUAGAAGAGAGAGGGAAAAGAAGUAAGUGUGAGAGAAGUACUAGUUUUUCUUCUACAGCAAAGCACAAUUGUUUUAAUUUUGCUUGAUGAAUUUUCAAGGCCAGCAAAAAGGUUCUCCAUCAUCACCAAGAACGGUAAUUGCAAUUUGUAUCCAAGACUUCUGUCAUUCAAUAUACUAGAUGACAGAAAUAAUCUUACUAAUAUACCCACUUUAUCCCAUUUUAUCAUAGGCCUAAAUAUGUAAAAUUUGAGACAAGCACAAAAUCUAAUUGUUAGGGACUGCUGAGCAGUUGCAGUUUGGUUAGUCCUGUGAAAGCUUCUGACUUCCCAGGAAGAAUGUCUGCUGUUUGCUUUCAGCCUGUAAAGUGUUCAGAGGCAUUGGCUGCAUUAAGGACAGCCAGGAGGCUGUUCUGUUACUGUUCAGUUGGUGUUCAGCAGACAGAAUUUGGGAUGUUUUGUGAAUUUCAGUUGAAUGUGGCAGCUGGUUUCAGGCAAAAGUAAAAAUAAUAACAGAUGGAAUUCAUUUCAGCUUCUCAAAAUAAAUUAAUGACAGUAUAUUAAAGUAAGCAGAAAAGUAUCCUAAAAUAUCUUUGUUUCCAGUUUACAGUCAAAUCAAGUAAACAGUGGGCCUCCAAUGUGCUCUUGCCACAGAAAAAGUUAUUCUUUCUCACACUCAAACCCAAUAAAUAUUAAAGGAUAUUUAUCUGGAGCAGAAUAGAUCUUCGGAAUAGAUUCGCCUUCCGGAUAGAUGUGUUCAUUAUUUAGAACAAAAUCACUUAGAAGUGAAAGACCAGUUUGGAAAUUUCUUCAUGAGCAGUGGUGAGUUUUUGUACAGAUUUUGGUGCAAGGUGUUCAGGUCUUCUAUACUGCAUCUUCCUGGCCUUAUUUUUUGAUUCAAUAAUGUUCUGCUUACAUAAGUCUUGAUGGCCAUACUUCCUCUGCUUUUUAUUCUAAAACCUGCUUAAUGUGACUAAAAUUGAAACACUUGGGUCUGGGGAUGAAAUCAGUUUUUUGGACUAAUUGCUUUGUACAGCUGUUUCAGAACUGGAAACCAGAACAGUUUAGCUUAGUGGCAGUGCCCACAGCCCCUCAAAGGCUAUAUUUUCAUAAGAACAAGAUUUUAGAGAUUAUUAAAAAAACCUUAAAAUUCAGUGCAACAGAAAUAUACUUCCAAAAAAAAAACCUUGAGAAAACCAAAACCCAAACACACCUGUUUCCCCUGAAACCCCCAAACAGACAAACCCCAUGCCAAAGCCGCCUUUUUUUCCUGUAUCAAGAUUUGGUAUGAAAGCUGCUUUAUGAAUUUCUGGUGGAUUGUCGUAUUUUGCUGACAUCUGUAUUUAGUUUCUGAUCCACACCAAUACUUGCUGGGGUAGCAUUAAAACCUCUGAUAUGUAUUCACUACUAUGUGCCAUCUCUAACCACUAACACUCCAAAGGUUUCUUCCCUUCCACAGUCACUCUGAGAUUGCUAUUUUGAUCCCAUUUCUCCCAGCGGAGUUGAAUGCAAAGUAAAGCUCAGGUUGCUGGAGAGCUGUUAUUUUAAAGAUUGCAUUUUGCUGUUAAUUGGUGCACGACAGGCACCUUGUGUAGCAGCUCCUGGCAGUGCUACUCAGGAUGCAGUUCCGCAGCGGCUCGGGGCACUGCCUGCGGAAUUCCAGCGCCUCUGCAGACGUCCUUGCAGGGGAGGAGCUCCUGCAGGCACCCGCUGGAGCAAGACACCUCACAAACUAAAGUUCAAGAGAAUCCUCAUCAGCGUCUUCCUGAGCUGAAAACACUGGAAUUUAAUCUGCUCAACCAUUCUUCAGACAUAUUCAAACCAGUGCAACUUGCAGUAGCAGAGAGGACAGGAAAUGGUCCCCAGCACCUCCCUGUGCUCUGCUGGGCUCUGUGCAUAGGCUCUGCCAUUCCUGCAGCCGUGCAUCCCAGCUGCCUGCAGAUCACAUCUGCCUGAUGAUUUCCACAGCAGCUGGGGCACUCAAGGCAGGAAUAUGAGCUGCUGGGAUGGGCGCAGGGUCCGGCGCUCCCCCCGCGGCCGCGCCGCGCUCGGUGCCGCUCCCGCCGCCGAUAGCCGGGACACAGACACCCUCUGAAGUCCCGGGCAUGCUGUGAGCCCUGCUUUAUUUGCUGCAGCAAGAAAAGCCUUUUCUUUUAACCCGGCUUCCUUUGAAGAAGUAACUCAGGAAGCUUCAUGGCCUCUCAAGAAUCUCAGGGACAAAGCAAACUAAUCUUUAAGGAUUACCUCCCUGGUUCUUCUGACACUCCUCAGCAGAAUAUGCCUGUUGAACCAACAAGUCUCUGGAAGCAAGCAUCACACACUCAUAAUUUGCCACCUGGUCUGGAGUACCUGAACCAGCUGGACCAGAUAAUUAUUCAUCAGCAAGUGGACCUUCUGGAAGCCAUACUUGGCACAGAGACCUCCAGCAAAUACGAGAUAAAGAACCCCCUGGGCCAGAGGGUUUACUUUGCAGUGGAAGAGAACAGCUGCUUUGACCGCAAGCUGUGCUCGCCCCUCCGGGCCUUCACCAUCAGCAUUGCGGACAACGCGGGCCGCGAGGUGAUCCGCGUCAUCCGGCCCCUCCGGUGCACCAGCUGCUGCUUCCCCUGCUUCCUGCAGGAGUUAGAAGUUCAGUCCCCACCAGGUACAGUAGCUGGGUACGUUGUACAGAACUGGGAUCCUUUUCUGCCGAAGUUCACUAUACAGAAUGAAAGCAAAGAAGAUGUGCUAAAAAUAAUUGGCCCAUGUGCAACCUGUGGCUGUUUUGAAGAUGUUGAUUUCGAGGUAAAAACUCUCAAUGAGAUGACAACGAUCGGCAAAAUUUCCAAGUAUUGGUCUGGAUUUGUCAACAACGUCUUCACCAACACCGCCAACUUUGGGAUCCAGGUCCCUGUGGAUCUCGACGUGAGGAUCAAGGCAGUCAUGAUUGGUGCAUGUUUCCUCAUUGACUUAAUGUUCUUUGAAAACUCUUUGGACGGAUUAUAACAAGAUGACAGAAACAAUGAAAUAUGCAGAAUCUGUUUCAGUAGAAAUCGCUUGAGCUUUGGACAUGAUUUUGAACUGCAAAAAUCCUUGUUCCUUAUAGGAAAAGACAGGGAGCUAAUGAUGAUGUUUAUUAAAAUAUGUCUCAUGUAAAUAAUAAUUUCCCACUUAUAUUUUUUAUGUGUAAUAGCUAAACACAUACUUUUCACACAGAGCACUGUUGCUUUGGAACAGUGCUAUUCUCUUCUUUCUCUUUUGAUGUUCCUGCAUGGGGAAUCAUGAAAGAUUAGAUGAAGGCUUGCAGCAUCACUGAUGAAAGCCUAAGUUUAGAGAAGCCUUUGAUGUUUUGCAAGUGCUGGUACCAGUUUCUAACCACAUGAGGGUGUGUUCUGGGGGUUUUGCUUUUUUAUAAUUUUAGAAGUAAUUUUCUGAUUUGUUAUUUAAUUAAUAGUAGCAAACUGAUUUGAAAGUAACAAAUAUAAAGACAUUCCCGAUGGGAAGCUGAAGAUGUUAUCUGUUUCAGUGAGUUGGAAGAAUGGAAGUUUUGUUUGCUAGUAAAUUAAUUUUGUGACAUAGAUUGUUUUAAUGAGUGGCAGCCAGAAGUUGGACUUCCAGCCCUAGACUUGGGAAUAUAAGCCCUAUUCUGAAAAUCUGGUCUUCCACUAUUUGCACUGAAGGCAGGCCAUAGAUGAAGUUUGGGUGAUGGUCCUCUGUGUGCUAGAGGCUCACAAAUCCCUUCCCUUUGUACCAGCCAGGGUUAAGGAUCCUUGCUGCCAUCUGCUCAAGGCUUUCCUGAAAAGGUUUGUUCCUCUUUGUAAUAUCUGGUGGCUGGUAAUUUCUCAUUCAGACUUGCCUGAGGCCAUCCUGGAAUAGAAUUAUUCUUUUCCUUUGGCAAGCUCAGGUAUUUUCUAUGAUGACUGGGCAGAAGGAGCUUUUCACAGUUCAGCAGUUUCACAUGGUUGUUCAUUCCUGCAGCCACACCUCAGUGUUCCCAAACAGUUCCACCAACUUUUGUUUAAUACAAGCUUCCUUUGUAGGAAUGGUAUAUAUGCAAGACAUAAACAGAUUUUUUUGCUGUUGUUGCAAAUUAUUUGCUGUAUGAACUUGCUUAUGUCUCUGAAAAACUCCCUUCAAGAAGCAAACCAGUACCAUAAAAUAUUGGUGGCAAACCCAAUUGCUCUCAUAGUCACCAGUCAAGUUUCUAAGGGGAACAUUUCACAAAUCACUAGAAAUACUGGAAUUUUUAAAAUUUUUUUUUUAGUGUCAACCAGUAAUUCAAUUCUUGAAAACAAGCAACACAUCAACGGAAAGAGAGGAGAUAAUGAAUAAUUCAUAAAAAUGAAAAAGAGCUAAAUUUAUCAGGUGAUUACUUCUCAACAAAUAUUUAGACUAAUUUUAAAUUAAUGUUCAUGGAUAUGAAUUCAAACACAGUGAAGUCAGGAAGUUGCAACUAACGUUCCCAUAGUGAAAUUAACUCAGGAAUGCUUAUAGAUUUAAACAGUAUGUUUUAGAUUAUAUACCACACUUAGGUAUUUAUACAGAUUUACAUAUGUCUUGAAAAUAAUUGUGGUUAACAAGCUCUGACAAUCAUCAUUAUCUGUUAACCAUUUCACUGCUGGCUCUCGCUGUGGCUCGUGGCAGUGAAAUCAGGCUGCAGGAAUUGGGAGCUCACGGGGAAUCUCUGCUGCCACCUUUCCCGGGAGGAAGCGCCCUGCGAGCUUCGUGGGCCAGAAGCUCCCUCGUGUGGAAAUCCCGGGAUUUGCAGAGGAAUGCAGGAUUUGCAAAGGAAUACAGGAUUUGCAGAGGAAUGCAGGAUGCUUUUUGCUGUUCUCACACUGGUGUUGUUCUGUCAAAUGCAGCUCCCACAUGCCUGACUGUAGACUGAGAAAAAGAACCAGAUUAUUUUUUCUCUUUAAAUCCCUUUGCCAUUUUAGACAGAAGUCACUGCUGUUGUAGCCCAUAAUCUUGGCUGUGGUGCAGUGUUACUGAGCUGUGUGUGGCUGAGCACUCGACUGAAUUCACUGCCUUAAGCUGAGCAGAAUCCCCACCCAUCUUCCACUUUUCCCGUGAAAUUUCUAGUCCUCUUGUGGCCCUUUACAAGCCAAAGAUGUCUCUAAGCAAAUGUGUCCAGCCUCAUUGAAGCCAACACAAAAUAAGGUUUUAUUUACCCACAGGGCUGAAUUUGGCUGUGAGCAUCCAUGUAUAUACUUUGUAGGUAAGCAAUAUGUGCAUAUAAUUUUCAAUUAAUUCCAACCAGAUGAUAACAUGGGAUUUCUCACAGUGACUUUGUUGCUGUUUUUUGUGUUAAUACAAAGGAUUUUUGCUGUUAAUGUGUAUGUAUAUGAAUAUGUUUGAAUGCCUCUGUUUACACUCAGGGGCAGCUUUUGGGGCAUGCAAGAACAGGCUCAUCCCCUCGAUAAAACAAGCAGUGGGGCUGGGACAGCUCUUGGUGCUUAGAACUCCCUCAGCAGGCUGCUUGCCCUCUGUGCCACCCUUCAGCAUGCUGGUGGAAAUUCAGUGCCAUUGCCAGUGCUUUUCCAGCUGGGAGAUCACUCAUCUGAACCACAGCUGUCACACAGGGCAGGGAUCCAUCCUCAGCAUGGAUUCUGCAUGAUGUUGCUAAAGAAGAUCUAAUGUGUUCUAAGAUCUUAAUAACCUGUAUCUCUAAAUAAUAACUUUUUCUUAUUAAUAGCAGUAUGUUUCAUGUUAUUGGAGCUAUAUGCUCACUUUUCACAGUUCCCCCAUAGGCUAGGAGUGGGUCCCAAAGGAGAAUCCAGAAUCUCCCAAAGGGUCACAAAGUUUUUCUAAAGCAAACUCAUGUCCUGGAUAUCAUCUAGAAAAAAACGUGAUUGCUCUAAAGAAACGGAAAUUUUACUUCAUCCAGCAAAGCAAAUAUUUCUGAUCAGUGGCCAAACUGUAAAUCUGUGUAGUUCACACUCCUUGUGUUCAGUAGAUGGCAGCAACAGCUCAUUGUGACAGUGUUUAACUUUUCACACAUCAUCCUUUUUUCACCCAGGAUGCUGAUGGAAGUUCAACAUACCUUUAACCUCCAAUUAGAUUCUACUCUUAACUGAAGGAUUUUAUUUUCUCUGUCUGCUAUUAAACCUUUGCCACACAAUACUGGAUUAUCUUUACUGCCUGCAUUUACAGCUGAACUGAUCGUUAUUUUAUGAGAUCUGAUCAGGGCAUGGGCAGAAUACAGUCUACCACAAAAUGAGCUCCUCUGGUCAGUACCCAGCCUAGUUUUUUGCACCCGGAGCAUCUCUCCAGCUUCUGCAGGUGGGCAGGGGAGAAGCCCCAGCCCCAGGACGCUCCCCAUCUGCAGAAACAGAAGGUGCCAUGUAUAAAGGAGAGUGCUGUGUGGUGCUGUACCUAGAAAAGGUUUCUAUGGGAAAAGGUUUCUGCUGGGGCAGAGUGGGGGAAAUCCCUGUAGUGCCACAAACCCAGGUGGCACCAGCACGUGGGCAGAAGUUGGUUUGCCCAUGGGAAGAUCAGGCACUUCCUGUCAGAGAGUGAAGACACAGAGUCACUGUAAGUUUUGAGAUUCUUUGGUUGUCUGCUAAUUUGGUGCAUGCAAAAGUACUUCUCUUCAUAGGCAUUGCUGUCUGUAUUAAAAAAAUAUUUUUGUGUCAAUUUGGUUAUUUGUUGGAUUAGACAAACCUGGAAAUGAUCCAAAAUGCACAUUUUCUAAUAGAGUUGUCUAAAUGAAGCUGUUUUGGGGGAAAAAAAAAAAAAAGAAAUUUCCUCCUUCUGACCCUCAGUUGUUGUAUUGGUUUAUUUUAAAUUAGAGUGGUAUGUUCUGUGUUAGAAUGAUGAAUCCUAGUUUAAUUCAACUCAAGGUGAGUAUUGAAGGAAAAAUUACCUGCAAGUCAUUUCAUCAGGACUCACUUACUUGAUGUGCUUUUCCACUUUAAGAUACUCAUUUGAAGGACUUGUUUUCCUCUGUUCCAGUCACAUUAGGUAAGUGCUCUAUUUACACUUCUGGUGUUUUGUAUUAAAAACCCAUACAUAGAAACAACCAAACCACGAAACAUCCUGCAACCUUCUGUUACAGACAGUGCUUUGUGAGGAACACCUGUUUCUGUCUAGAAAUGACCAUGGGCAUUUUCUCUUUCUGCCCCCUCCAGAUCAUAGAAUCACAGAAUGGUUUGGAGUGGAAGAAACCUGAAAGGUCACUGAGUUCCACCUCCCUGCCAUGGGCAGGGACACUUUUCACUGUACCACGUUGCCCAAGGUCCUAAAGGAAAUAUCACAGUGCAUGUGUCAAGGUCCAGUAUUGCAUCAAAAGUCUUUUCUUAGUCAUCUCUGGAUUGUUUGCAGACCUUGGGUAAAUGUUGGACAUAAUGACUGUAUUAGUUUUCUAUCCAUGUGUCUUUUAAGCAGCUGUCACAAUAAUGUCCAUUUAUACCAGCAAGAACUGAGAAAAGAAAUGCAGCCUGGGAUCAGAACAAGGAUCACUACUAUAAAUACCUUGUAUAUUUCACACUUUUCUAGAAUUCAAGAGAAAGUUUUGAGCAUUUUUUUUUUAAUAUUUCUUCUGGGCUCCCUGAAGAACCCAAAGUGUCAAAAUACUGUUUUAUUUUAAAAAGUCCUAUUUACUUUGCAAAUCCAGGGGAGAUAUUUUGACUAUUAUGUAUAGGAUAGCAUGUUGAGUGUAUAGGAUAAGAGUAAGAAAAGAUUUUUUUAAAUAAUGUUUUAAUAAUUAAUAAUCCAGAGGAAUUUCCAUGACAAGCUGAGAGAGCUGGGGCUGUUCAAUCUGCAGAAAAGAAGGGCCCAGUGAGACCUUACAGCACCUUUCAGUACCUAAAGUUGCUAUAUGAAAGUUGGAGAGGGACUUUUGACAAUGGUGUGUAGUGACAAGACAAGGGGGGAUGGUUUUAAAUGGAAAAAGAGCAGGUUUGCGUUAGCUACAAGGAAGAAAUUCUUUAUUGUGAGGUGGUAAAGCCUGUCACAGGUAGCCCAGAGAAGCUCUGGCUGCCCCAUCUGUGGAAGUGUCCAAUGCCAGGCUCAAUGGGGCUCUGAGCAACCUGGGAUAGUGGAAGGUGACCUUGCCCAUGGCAGGGGAUUGGAACAAGAUGAGCUUUAAGUCCAUUGCAAACCAAAUCAUUGUAGAAUUUGUUUAUUUAAUCUUCUAUCUCUAGUUCCAAAUAAUUGUAGAUUAAGGCUCAGAACAGCUGGCUAAAGACCCACAAGGGGUGCAUUCUUUAGCCUUUGGCAUUGCCCAGGUCUGGGUUGCCAAACACUGUGUUUGGAACCCUUUAAAAUAAGACUAAUUAAAAAAUGUUGUGGUUUGAAAUUCAAAGAACUUUAAAAAAUAUUAGUAUUUAAACCAAGAAACUCCUUAGAGUUUAGACAGUUUUAAAUCUUUGAUUCUGAAAUGUUUUCACUUAAGUAAGCCUACCAUAUGAGAGCAGCAUCACUUCAAUGCUCUGAAAAUGCAACAGUUGAGAUAAAAACAAGUUUAGCAGAAGCCAGGACAAGUGGGUCAUUACUUAAAUGAACAAUUUGAUAAAUAAAUUAAUUAAAUGGUUCCCUAUUAGGAAGAGUUUUAUCUCUGGUUUUAUUGCUUUCAGACUCUCAAGGGCCUGAUACAAAAUGAAAUAAAAACUCACAGAAGAGUGAAAUACCACCAAGAAUUAGGGUGUACAGUGUAUUUCACCCUCCUUGACAUGGUGGAUAUUGCUCUUGCAAAGUCUGCAGACCCACAGUUUGAUCACUUCCCUUUCCUAAUUGAGCCUAAGAGAAGAUCAAAGAAGUUUUUUUUUCCUUUUGCUGAUUUGCAAGAUUGGUCAUGAUAUGUUUUUUGUCUGCUGUGGAUGCUCAUUCAGUAUUCAUCAUUGUUAUACAAAGCCAGUUCUUGCACUGUUACAAGCAUGAGGUGUGUGGUGGCCCUGUCCUUGCUGCUGAGGAAAAAGGUUAAUGGGUACAUUUUCUCCUGUUCUGCUCAAUAAUGGCAAACAGUGAGGGAGGAGAUGAUGUGGAAGUUUCAGAGCAAUCAAAUAAGGACAAGAGACAUUAAAUCUAGGCAGGGCAGUGGAGAGAAGCCCUUGUGCAAACAGGCAGGUGUGUCAUUGGCAAAUACUUUGUUCUGUAAGGGCACAGAAGCAGCAAUUGAUAUGCCAAGAUCAUCUGUGCCAGCAGGCGUGGCACCUAAAUAAAGUACGUGCAUGUGAUCCACAAAAACUUCUGUAAGGUGAAACUGUUUGCUUUUAGCUGCAGUGAUUGGAGCCAGUGGGACCAGGUGUUCUGUUCAAGACUUGUAUUUUAUCAACAGAUGAACUUCCCUCCUCCAGUAAGUUUAUGCUUUGGACUUCCAUACAACCUGCUGUUGUCAUAAAGAGGUGUGGUUUUAUGGCCGGGGCAUAACAAUGAUAGAUGCAUGGCCCAACUAAUACACUUAUUUGAAACAGCUCCAUAAAAUGGUUUAUCUUGACUCUUGUGGUCUUUUUCAGUUCUGUCCUGCCAGGACUGUGUUUGAGUGGUUCCAUUGAACAUGAGGUUUUAGCUGAGCUGUCACCACCCUGGGUAAGACCCUCAGCCCUGUCAGAUGGGAAGGGUAAAUAGUUGUGGAGCUUGGGAGGAGGAGAAGUCUGAUGGAAACAAACCCCUGCAAAAUCAGGGUAACAUGAGCUAAGGAAAGAGUAUAGGAACAAAAAUUAGCAGGGACUGGGGGAGGACACAAGGAGAAUAAGAUAUUUCUAAGAGUAAAUGAAUGUUUUCAAUCAGAAGCGAAAUCUAAUACGGUCUUUACAAAUACAUUCUCAGUGGAAAAGAGUUAUGGAUUUUUGCUAAAAGUAAGCUUGGUGAUCCUGCUUGGUGUAGUCAUAAUUCUUUACUGCAUUGCUGAUCUGUUCAACCUAUAAUGUUCUUUUAUCUUGUACUUCAGGAAUGUAACUGAUAAGAGAUGAUUAACAGAAAAAAUGCUUAAGAAAAUCUGCAGAAUUGCAAAAUGCCUCAUGGAGCAUUGAUGUGCUGAGCACUAUAUGUAUUUAUUACUACAAAUAUGUAGUAGCUUUCUUGGUGAACUUUUUAGUCUAAAACCAUUAUAAUAAACUGAAAUAGAAGCCACUCCUGAAGCAGCUAAAUCAUUGCAGAGGUAGUAAAAAAAAAAAAAGUUUCAGAUUCCUCUCUUUUCCCAUGAUGUCCCAGAAAGUAAAUUUUUUAAAUAGCUUUGUUCAGUGUCUGAUUUAUAAAGCAAAUAUAUCAUCUUAACUGCAGUCAUGGUUGAUGUUGUAGGGUUUAGAAUUCCAGCACCUCAGUGAAGCAUUAAAACCACAGGGUUUUGAUGAAAGCCUGAUAAAAUAAAUGUUAGGGUUUGGAUCAGGUCAUAAGGCCUUCUGUCAGAUGAGUCCCAUGCAACUGUAGACAGCUCUAACAGCAAGUAUUUUAUAUUAAUAGUUCAGAAAGAAUAACUAGAAAUACUGUAAAACAUUUCUUGUAAAGCCGUAGAGAACGCUGAUUAAUGCUAAUAUAGAUCUAAUUGGGCAGAAAUCACAUGCUCUGAAAUUCUGGGAAAGAUCACUGAAAGAGAACCAUGUGGAAUAAUUGUAAGUACCAGUGUGAAAAAGACUUUUACUUCAAUUUUGAAAACCUGCUUCAGGAACAUACUGGCUCCAGAAACUCACAGAGCCUGCCUGCACAGGCUUUGUAGGCCCCCUUAUCCCAUCCAGCUGGCAGGAGCUGCAAGUGCAGGGUGUGGGACCUCUCAGAACCAGGGGCACUCUGGGUCCUGCAGCAGUGCAGGAGCAGCUGGGCACGGCUGGCUGCAGGUGUGUCCCCUCUGGCAGCACACAGCACAGCUGGCACAGCUGGAAGGGAGGCACCAGCCUGGCCAGGAGCUCCCUCCAUCAGCACAGGCAGUGUGGAUGUGCUGCUGCUGCUGCCCUGCCAGCAGGGACAUGGUUAAAGGGAGAGGAGAAGUGAGGAGAGGGCGUCUGUAACAGCCUGAUCACUAACAACCAGCAGCUCAAUUACACUAAAGAAUUGAAUCAAAGAUUGGAUGGCAAACACAAUUUAUAAUACUGCAUGAUACAGCAACAAGGGAGAAAAACCUUCUGGGCUGGGAGUAACAAAUCUGGCAAACUUGAUUUAGGAAAUAAUAGGACUAAAUGUGAACCUCCUGAAAGUUGUGCUCAGGAUUUCUGGGAAGUGGCUCUGGCCUGAGCAUGGGGCUCACUGCCUUGAUGAGCAAUUUCUUCAUGUGUGAUUAUUCCACAUCCCAGGGAAUCAGUGUGAGGAAAGAAUUUACAGUACCUGACAUGGGUGACUAAGUCUUAAUAUUGAACAGGAUUUAUAUCUGAUGUAAAUAUUUUCCAUUUUCCCUUUCCUAUCUUUUCUCCUCCCUGAAAUCCCCCAGCUGUCUGUGUAAGAAGCAGUGCCUAGUGCUGGGCUUCCUCAAUUUUCAUUCUUAAUUGAGCUGUAAAUUCACCUCAUAAACUCUUACAGAUCUAGUGGUCCUACAUUUACAACUUUUUAAUUAUCUUCUUAAUUAACAGAAGCCUCAAGGUUCCAGUAUGUUUCUAUCAGAUGAGUCUGUUAUGAAACACAUUAACUUGGACUUCACUGGUUUUAAAAACAUCCUCUCCUCAGCCUGGUUCUGUGUAUCAGCAUUGCUCUCUCUAUUUGUCCUCUUGUUGAUAAAAGUGUUUGGGCUGAGUGCUGCAUUACAUUCUUUGCUGUGCUCAGAGAGGUGUGACUGGUGAGCAGGAUGGGCAAAGGGAGCAGGGGGAUUCCUGGUACCCUGUGCACCAUGGCAGGGGGCUGCUGCUUACAGGCUUCCUUGUUUUAUGUUCAUUUUCAAAGGGGAGUGUCAGCUCAAGGCUGUGGUGUCCUGCCAUAGCUGCUUUCUAUGAUUCCAGUAACAGUUGUGCAGGAAUGUUGGCCCUGGAGCACUUUGGCCAGUGAAUCCCAUCCAGACAUGGUAUGUGCUUGUGAGAAAAGGCAUUGGAGGGAGGGAGAGUUCAAGGACCACUGACAUCUCACUGCUGCUGUGUGAUUCGGUUUCGCCUGCAUCAGUGCUUAAAUGAAAGAACUUGGCUGCACUUCUGCUCCAAAACCACAAAGAUAACUGAGCAGCCUGGGAGUUCAGAGUGCCAGCCUUGACAUAGAGAGCUGGAUGUUUGCCCAGGAUGGGAUUGUCCUGACUUGAUUUUUUGGAGUAUUUCAUUAAUUAGGCUGGUAUUAUUUAUACUUUUUAGGAACAAAUUCAUGCCUAGGAAAAUGUUCCCUGUAAGUACCUGUUUGCAGUAGCAAUAUCCCUUUAGCAGAAAACAGGAUUUACACAAGCUGCAUUUUAAACUGUUGGUACCACAGUUAAUCCUAAAUGCUAUAAACUGUAAUGGCCUAUUUCUUUAUGUUGAGUUGCUCUUUUCCUCCCAAUAUCCCAUUUUCCAACUGCAAAGCAGCUUAUGGUGGUUCAUCUGCAGCGCUGACAUUCAAAACCUUGCAUGACUGGCAGCAGUAAAACUUUAUUUAGCUCCCUUCUCAGGCUGAGAAGGAGAUUGCUGUGGCGCAAAAACAUUCAGUAGCAAAACCAAGUGUGUGGUAUUGCUUCCAUUGUUGUUCAGUUGUUGUUUUCCCCUCAUGUUGGAGUAUCUUGAGGAAGGACUGAUGGUGAAGCUGACAGCUCUGCGGGAAUUGCUUUUCCUCUGUGAGGGAUCAUUACAAUUGUUGGAAACAGCACAGGGGGAGAUGCUGCUCCCCAGGAUACAUAAAAAUAUAAGGGAUGCUACUUUAUGUGGUUUGGAAGUCAUAACUGUCCACUGAUGUUAUCUGGAUGCUGAAUUAACUAAAACAUUACAAUACUAAACCCAUUUUCACCCAGUUUCACUCUCAAAGGAAAACCUAGCCCUCAUUUGUUAGACUGCAGGCUUGAUGACUGACUUGACAUUGUUAAAUGAAGUCAAGUAAGUGAAUAGACCUGUUUGCAAUUUCUCAAUUGCAAAUCUUUAAUACAGAGAUGAUGUGUUAGUUGCUUCUUCUGGCUUCAUGAAUGCAUAUUUUAUUAACUACCAAGACAAAAGGAGAGCUACACUGAGAUUCAGGGGAUGUCAGAUGCCUAUCAAGUGUUAGCAGGGUGGAAUCCAUUUCCCCAGUUCCACAUCAAAGAAAUACUAAAAGUAAUAGUGACACUAAUGCCAAGAAUAGCAAUUUAUGUACUUUUUUUAAAUGCUUGGAUUUAAACUGCCUUUUACUGCCUGUACACCCUGUCUGUCACACUGGUGGUGUGCUCAUGCUAGAUUCAUCAUGCAGUGUUAAAAUGUAGAUUUUGCCUAUUAGAACAUUGCAUUAUUUGCCUACCUGCUUUCAGAACCACUACUACUUUGGAUGUUAAAUAUAGUAUAAAUGGAAAAAAGGAAAAUAACUUACUGGUUCUGGAGAAGACUCCUUAAAUGUGAAUAGUUAUUUGGAGGCAGUCUUUUAAAAUGUAAAUUUUCCAAGCAAGUUCUAAAUAUUGUGAAAAUUGUAUCAGGUCAUUAUCACUUUGUCAUCAAAUUUGGGAAUAAAACUAACACUGUAAUUUCAGCAUCAGAAAGUGGAAUCGCUUUUAUUUUCAGCACGGGGCAUGAGGGGGAUCUCUCUGCCUAACCCCCACACCAUAGCUAGAGAACAGAGUUUAAACCUGUGUAAAUGAUUCAGACUCAUUUCAUCUCCCCAAAUUCAUACAGACGUGCUAAACGUUCCUGCCAGUUCUUCUGCAUGUUUAAAUCACCUUCCAGCAGCAUUGCUGAGGCCCAGUUUCUAAGGAUAAGAUAACCACUUGCACAUGUGAGUGCAGCCUAAGUACUGUAAGCUAAAGAUAAAGGAAUUAUCAUUUUUACAGUUAAAGUUUUUCCCAAAAUGUGCACAAGUGAAGGAUGGCAAACAGCAGAAAAAAGAAAUUUGCACCCCAUGGCUGGAGCUCCAGCCAGUGCAGCUCAGGAGCUUUUCCUGGCCUGCCACUGAGAGGAAUCUUCUUUUCCUUUGUUCCCUCUUUCUUUCUCCUCUAUUCCUUCUUUUUCUUUUGUUCUUUCUUUUAAUUUAUUUCCUGGUAGCCCCCUCAAGUUUGUGCCUCAAACCUCACAUCCUAUUUCUUUUCUAUAAAGACAACAACUACUCUCAGCUUAUCUUUCUCUUCAUCUCCCAUGCCUGUUGCUCUUCCAGGUUUGCUUUCCAGAUUAUAAACACUGGAGAAGAGAGCCUUUUGUUGGGGUUGUGUCCACAGGCACGGGAGGCAAACACCCUGGUAACCACUUUUAUUUCCUUCAGCAGUGCAAACAAUGCCAUGCCUGAGGUUAAAUGAGGUGAGACAGCGUUUGAGCUGCCUAAAGGCUGUUUGCUCUCAUGUACAGCCCUGAGUGAAAUGAACUUCCUCCUGUGUCCCCUCACAGAGAUGUCCUGCCUGAGCACUGAGAGAAAAGAAGCUGGUGAGGGAAUGUGAGCAAGAGAGAUGAGAGCUGCGUCCAUCACCCCAACUCCAGGUUACUGGAGACCUCUGCAUGAGAAGCUGGUGUGGGAACUGGUCCCACUUCUGGUGCUGGGCACCACAGGACCAGAUGAGGAGCCAACAUCAGGAGCAUCAGAACUUAAAGCAGUAGAAAUAUCCAGACCAUAAGCAACAUAGAAAUCCUAGAAAUCAGGGUCAAGAAUCUACAAAGAAUGUUUCUUUUCAGGCAUUUCCCUGCUGAUUAAAUCUGCACACUGGA
Zonotrichia albicollis (white-throated sparrow) is the source of this 19703-nucleotide messenger RNA. NCBI's taxonomy places the organism in Eukaryota, Metazoa, Chordata, Aves, Passeriformes, Passerellidae. The record is from RefSeq and is a predicted model, not a curated record.